This is a messenger RNA of Gaeumannomyces tritici R3-111a-1, 1005 nucleotides long. RefSeq lists its product as hypothetical. Bases 1 to 1005 code for a protein of 334 amino acids. The record is from RefSeq and is a predicted model, not a curated record. Lineage: Eukaryota; Fungi; Ascomycota; Sordariomycetes; Magnaporthales; Magnaporthaceae. The transcript is spliced from 5 exons.
AUGACACCUCAAAGCCACUACCGCUCCCUAGAGGCACUGAAAAGUGACCUAAAAAGGGAUGCAGCAACUAUUACCGAUAUUUAUGGGUUUAAAGUGGCUAUUUACAUCGAGAACGGCGGUCACAUAACGUCCUUUAUAAGCGAUAAACAUCCUAUAACGAGUGAUAAAAAGGAAAUUGCUUGGAGUCAAUUUCUUAAACCGGCAAAAGACGGCGAAUACGACGAAACUGAGGCUAAGACCUCACCCCGGCGUUUGAGUCAUACGCUAUCCCUACAGGAAAUUCAAAGUGCAGCUGCACUGGCGACUGGCCCAUCCGUCGAAAGCUGGCUGGGGUCCUCUCUAUCCUCCCCAGCUGUUUCCCUGUCAAGUUACUGUCCUUCCAACAGCGGUUACGAAAUUACGCUUGAUAAACGGUUGACCACACGAUCCCCUCAAUCCCCUUACCACACCGGUACUGGUACUCCUGUCUCGGGAUAUUGCUCUCCCAAAAGCAACGCUGUAAGCACUCCCGUGCUACAUGCUGCGGAGCCUUUUCACAUUUCACCCCCACUCGUGUCCACCCCAGCGCAAGAAGUAGCUCCCAGCGAGGUGCGCGACAAGGUGAGGGUGCGCGACAAGGUGGUGAACUACGUUAUUGACUUUAUCAACCACCACAAGUGGUGCCGUGCCAUAACAUACGUUAAAAAGUCGCCUACAUCGGGCAGCCUUGUCCCCGUAACUAAAAAUAGAUUAGAUAGGCAGACCCGCUGCUUGCUUGGCCCGUGCAUGGGGCCCGUGCAAAGAGCGGGCCUGGAGGCCCUGCCCGAUAAGGGCGAUAAGGGUGGCCAUGCACGCACAGGAUAUCUUGCUGUUCGAAUGGCAGCCAAAGAUCUCACGGGUCUAUUUAGGAAGAGACGGAUCGUCGGGAUAGUUAGGGAUCCAGCGGAUCACCGACCCCGAGACUCCACACCCGGAGACAAGGCCUUCGCGGCGCAAAGGCUCCGCCGCGGAAAUUGCCGGCCAUAA